Gracilinanus agilis (Agile Gracile Mouse Opossum) is the source of this 3764-nucleotide messenger RNA. RefSeq names its product growth hormone receptor (gene GHR). The record is from RefSeq and is a predicted model, not a curated record. The transcript is spliced from 7 exons. Bases 1 to 1596 code for a protein of 531 amino acids. Gene Ontology annotation, cellular component: growth hormone receptor complex; external side of plasma membrane; cytosol. Gene Ontology annotation, molecular function: growth hormone receptor activity; cytokine binding; peptide hormone binding. NCBI's taxonomy places the organism in Eukaryota, Metazoa, Chordata, Mammalia, Didelphimorphia, Didelphidae. Gene Ontology annotation, biological process: positive regulation of peptidyl-tyrosine phosphorylation; cytokine-mediated signaling pathway; positive regulation of receptor signaling pathway via JAK-STAT.
AUGAUGCUCCGCAGCAGAGAUGCCUCAAUGAUGCUCAGCGAAAUAAAAGUGAUGUUUAAAAAAAGGACUGACGAAGAAUGGAAAGAAUGCCCCGAUUAUGUCUCUGCUGGAGAAAACAGCUGUUAUUUCAAUUCAUCAUAUACCUCCAUUUGGACACCCUAUUGUAUCAAGCUGAGAAAUAUUAGUCAUGAGUUGGAGAAAAGGUGUUUCACUGUUGAUGAAAUAGUACAACCAGAUCCACCCAUUGGCCUCAACUGGACUUUGCUGAACACCAGCCUGACAGGGAUCCAUGCUGACAUCCAGGUGAGAUGGGGGCCACCUCCCAAUGCAGAUGUUCAGAAAGGAUGGAUUCUUUUGGAAUAUGAACUUCAAUACAAAGAAAUAAAUGAUACCCAAUGGAAAAAGGUAAGAUGUCAAUAUGGUAUCUUUGAAGAAAUACUUUGGCUUUUUUUAUUUUGCAUUUCAGAUUUCCAGUUUCCAUGGUUCUUGAUUAUUAUCUUUGGAAUAUUUGGCCUGACAGUGGUGUUAUUUGUAUUCAUACUUUCUAAACAACAAAGGAUCAAGCUGCUGAUUCUGCCCCCAGUUCCAGUUCCAAAAAUUAAAGGAAUUGAUCCUGAUCUUCUCAAGAAAGGAAAAUUAGAAGAGGUAAAUACGAUCUUAGCCAGCCACGACAGCUAUAAGCCUCAAUUCUACAAUGACGACUCUUGGGUUGAGUUCAUUGAGCUGGAUAUUGAUGAUCCUGAUGAAAAGACGGAAGAAUCAGACACAGACAGACUUCUGAGCAGUGACCGCCAGAAAUCCCUGAAUUACCUUGGGGCAAAAGAUGACGACUCUGGACGUACGAGCUGUUAUGAGCCAGACAUUCUGGAGACUGAUCUGAGUACCAAUGACUCCUGUGAUGGGACUUCAGACAUUGCUCACUCACAAAGGAUGAAGGGGAAAGCGGAUCUUUUAUGCCUCGAUCCGAAGAACGAGGAGUCACCUCCCACCUGCGAUGCCCCAACGACUCUUCCCCCCAGUGGCGUCCUCCUUUCGGAAGGCGGCAAGCCAAGACCACUUCUCACCAACGGGAUCGAGUCGGCCAGCCUGCCUGUCCACACUCAGCUGAGCAACCAGAGUUCGCUGGCAAACAUCGACUUUUAUGCCCAGGUGAGCGACAUUACUCCUGCAGGAAGCGUCGUUCUCUCACCUGGGCAAAAAAAUAAGGCAGGGAUAUCGCCGUGUGAUGGGCACCGGGAAGCCUCGCUGUGCCAAGGAAACUUCAUCAUGGACAACACCUACUUCUGCGAGGCAGACGCCAAAAAAUGUGUUUCUAUGGCCCCACAUGCUGAGCCAGAGCCCAGGAUGGAGCCGAGCUUUAGCCAGGAAGAUGUUUACAUCACCACAGAAAGCCUUACCACUACUGCUGUGAGUUCUGGAAUAGCGGGAGGACCUUCCAAUCCCGAAAUGCCUGUGCCUGACUAUACCUCCAUUCACAUAGUACAGUCUCCCCAGGGCCUUGUACUCAACGCGACCGCGCUGCCUGUGCCUGACAAAGAAUUCCUCACCUCGUGUGGCUACGUGAGCACAGACCAACUGAACAAAAUCAUGCCCUAGCCUUUCUUUCCUUUACCUUGCGCAUAUAUAUUUAAUGGCAUAAAGAUGGCUUAGACUUGUCUGCUUAAACCAAAACAAUGUUUAAACAUUAUUUUUUUUUUUUGGUGGUUCUUAAGCGCUUUUUCCUGAAAUGUCGAAACAUGAUACACACACACAAACACACAAGCAUUAAUCAGACUCUUUCCUAUUGUGAAUUGUAAAUAUUUUAAAGCAUUGUCUCUCCAAGACCAUUGAGUAGCAGUGAUUGUCUUAUUAUUGUGGGUGUUGAUUUUGUGAUACUAAACAUUGAAUGACUAUGUUUUUAAUGUAUAGUAAAUCAUGCUUUUUGAAAAAGCUAAAAUCAGGUGGUUUUGUAGUUCAGGAGAAUUUAAUGCAAAUCAUACCAUACACUGAGUUGUUUGAUGUCGUUUUUUUUAAAAUUGGUAAUUGGAAAAACGAAAUACAAUAUAAACAGGAAGGCAGAAGUAGUUUGGGUAAGUAAAACAUUUAUUUUGACAUACAAAUGGGUAAAGAUAUUUUAAUAUUCUAGACUUAAAGCACGGCUCUUUUGUAUUAUGGUACACAAUGUGUACUGUAAUUUAUGCUGAUCCAUCUAAAGAAUGUAUUCGUUGCAAUUUUACCAAAGCUGGUUUCCGUUUUGGUCAUUGCAACAAAAAUAAGAAGCAAAAAUGAAAUAAAAUAAAAUAUCAAAAAAAGUUUUUAUAGGGUCAUUUUUAUACCUCCAAAAAUGAAUCCUUAAAUAAUUCUAAAGUGAUUAUAGUGACUUACUUUAUAAAAUCAUAUUCAUCUUACCAUAAGGUUUUUUUUUCAGCAUACUUAUACAUGUUUAAGUUUUCAGACAAACUUUUAAAUUGUACAAAAACAGUAAGAGCAAAGAAUCCAUUCACCACCAUAACCUGGUCCAUGCCAAUGUCAGUAGGUAUUGAGAGGAGUAAAAGUUAGAGCAGAUGUUUCUUUGCCAGAACAUUUAAAUACUGCAAUUGCACCUUCUGUGAUUUUGAGCCCAUGGGAGAAUCCAAAAUGAGCACUGUAGCCUUGGCAUCUAUAUCUUUGCAUAUAGGGCCUGCUUUUUAUCCCAUUGUUUCACAAGUGGAGGAUGAGGUACAUGAAGCAUUUUCUAAGUUGAAACCAGAUGAAAUGAAAUGAACAGGGAACAGAGGCCAAUGUUGUUCAGGAAACUUGGUUUGGGGUUUGGGGGAGUUUCCCCCACAGUUUCUAGACAGCCUCCAUCUUUCAACAUAAUCAGGGACAAGAGCAGCAUAGAUAAAUGACAUUUGUGGUUAAUACAAGGUCCCAUAAACCAAUAUCAGUAACUUUCUCCCAUGCUAAACAUCUUUCUUAGGGUUUCUUUGUGGGUUGUAAAACCAUAUGAUCUGAAUUUCAUCUCCCUUAGUUUUUCCCCUAGGAUCCUCUCAAAGAAAAUGUUAGUGAAUAGUGAGUCAGCUGCAAAAGCUGGCAAUAGGAAAGAAAAGGAGAAAGGGAGUAUACAUAUAUAUAUAACCCACAAACUAGAGAAUCGGUCCCUAAAAAAACACUUUUGUUCUUAGUGAAUGUGAGGAAAGUUCUCCCCAAAAAGUAUGUUAUUAAAAAGGAAAAUACCGUCUGGGGGAGAUAAUGGACUUCAUUUGAAGAAAAAACAAUACACAAAGUAUGACAGAUGAAACUUUGAAUUUCACCUUCUUUAUUGAUGGGAUUUGCCCAUUUAGCACAGGCAUUUUUAAGACAUGAAGAACACCAUUAGGGACUUUCGAUCCCCCCCUUUUCUUGCAAGAACUGCAGCCAGUUGCUGGAACUGGGUUUGGAAAGUCCAGCGUGUGACUUUGUAGUAAGUGUUUAUUAGAUCUUCUGCUAACUUGCUACUGCAGUUUUCUAACAGCUUCAUUAUUUAGUUUCAUGUAAGAUUUCAUAAAUGUAACACUAAUUCAAUUAAAGCUACGUACGUUUUUGGAAGAAGUCUCUUACUAUACUCAAAUAGGCUGACGAAGUUUCUAUAGCCAAAAAUAGUUUAAAAAUACCUCAACCAAGCUCAGAAUGUUAUUUUGGUACUUUACUGGUUAUACAAGCCAUUAUUCACCAGUAUGAAUAGUUGUGUCUUUCGGUUUAUAUUUAACUUCUUUAUGUCUGUGGAUUUUUUUCCCUUCAAAAUUUAAUAAAUUUAUUUUCCUGGA